CAGACACUUCCUGCACCGAGCCACAGUUCUCAGAGCAAGCGACUGUCUGCCGUCGAGAGGGGGGAGACAAGAUGAGGAACAAAGAUCUUUGGGAGGGAACGUGAGGCUUGAUUUAAGGACAUUACCAUGACAUAAACUUAGGACCCAAACGGAACUGUUUACUUGUUUGUCUUUUGUUUUGUUUUGUUUUAUUUUUUGUUGUCUAGUCUCCACCUGUCUUACCAGGUGUUUAGCUAACUCUUCUUGUGGAGAGCAGAUAAUGAAGUAGAAUGUGGGAAUACCUGCUUGGGUGAAACUAGUAUAUCACACUACUGUCUCGAGGACUUGCCGAGUCACCCUCCCCCUGUCUGCCUCCUAUAUGACUGAAAUUGAAGAUAACAUCAAAGUUCUCGGAUAAGCCCACACUUAUCAUAUCUUUGUGGCAUUAACAACAUUUUGGCCAGCACUUACCAUACAAAAUACUCAGACGAAUUCUUUGCUUGUGCAGUAAUUUAAAUUAAUUGUUGUAGCCUCCUUGUUUCAUCAAGGUGUGUUUUUUGUCUUAUUCAUAGUUAAUGGAUCUGUUUUGUCCAUUUGUGUAAUUAUUUAAAGAUUUAUUAUUAAUGUCCAGGAGCUGCUCGGCUGCCUUAUAUUGUUAUCGCAAUAGGCGGCUUUAAGUUGUAAUGUAAACAAUUUUUUUUUACUUAUGCAAUCGUUGUGAAGAACACUUUUGUUAAAUGACUGAUAUUGUAGUGGAAAAUAUACAUUUUUAAGUUCUAUUGUCUUUGAAUAUGUUGAAGGAUCAUUUUUUCACUGGCAGUAAACUGUAGAAGCUGACCGCUCUCACGAUCAAACUGUGAUGGGAGCUUUCUAACUGUGACACAAAGACUGAUCUUUAGUUUCUAUCAUCACUGGAUUAAUACUCUAAACAGAAGAACCUUUAAACUGGAAGAAGUUUACUUCUGAAAUGGACAGACUGAAACAGAAUCCCAGAGCUGAUUUUUUGACACUGUCUUUUGAAUCCAAACACUGAAGAGGAAGAAUGAUUUUGAGGAGAUUUCAGGGAUAACGCUCUCAGACUGUCAUUCAGAUACUUUUGAUGUCCCUGCAAAUCUGAAGAGUGUGAGAUUCCACUCUUCAAGCCUCUAAUUGUAGAAGAUAAGACUGACAUUAGACUUUUCCUCGAUAAACCUUGUCCACUUCAGCAGUGAGGAUGCGAUCUCCAGAACCGUCCUCACCUUCCACAGCAGAAGCCCUCCUUCAUGGCCAGUUCGCCAGCUGGGGUUCAGGCAGCAACAGCAACAAUAACAGCUGCCCCAACAGCCCUGGUGGUCCGGGAGGACUCUCCCCCGCUGCCUCCCCUACUCCGGCUCCGGCCUCCAACUAUGCCUUGACCCUCACCCACACCCACAUACAUAUCCAGCGGUUGUCACCGCGGCCGGGGAAGGAUGCCCGUCUCUUGCUGCCUUUAAUAGAGCUAGUGGGGUGCAGCUGCCCUCGUGCACCUGCUCCCCCUCUCCUGGUCCUGUACUGGUACCCACCAGGCAAGCGACGGAAAGGGGUGUCUCGGCGCAGGCAGGUGAGGGCCUACCUGGCGGAAAGCAGGUCUGACGCUGAGAGGUGGUCGGCUGCUGUGCAGUGUCUUCUCAGAGGAGUGACCGUCACUGCUGACACAGAAUUUUCAAGAAGUCUCCUACCUCGUCCCAGGCGACUACUGUUAUUGGUCAAUCCCUUCAGUGGGAGAGGUCAGGCAAUGCAGUGGUGUCAGACCCACAUCCUGCCAAUGAUCAGAGAGGCCAACAUCAGCUACAACCUUAUACAGACAGAGCGCCAGAACCACGCCAGAGAGCUUAUCAGAGAGAUAUCGCUCCCAGAGUGGGAUGGCAUCAUCAUUGUCUCUGGAGAUGGCCUGCUGCAUGAGGUAAUUAAUGGGCUGAUGGAGCGUCCUGACUGGGAACAAGCAAUAAAAACACCUGUCGGCAUUCUUCCCUGUGGCUCCGGGAAUGCACUGGCUGGCUCGAUCAACCACCACGCAGGAUAUGAUAUGUGCCUUCGGGAGCCUCUCCUUUUGAAUUGCUGCUUUUUGCUCUGUCGAGGCGGUGUCCGACCCAUGGACGUGGUCUCCGUGACAACAAGCCCUUCUCCCUCCAACAACAGUCGUCAUGCAGCACCCCGGAGACUGUUUUCUUUCCUUUCUGUCGCCUGGGGCUUUGUGUCCGAUGUGGAUAUUGAGAGUGAGAGGUAUCGUGGCCUGGGCUCAGCCCGAUUCACCCUGGGCACCCUGGUGCGCAUAGCUUCUCUUCGAUCCUACAAGGGUCGCUUGUCCUACCUGCCUCCCUCUAUUAGCAACACAUCACCAGAUGCCACACCUCCUCCACCAAGGAGACCCCUCUCCCGCAGCAUCACAGAAGGCCUGGAGGGCUUCUGUCGAACGCCCAUCCAUCGCACCUGCUCUGACAUGGGCAUCAGCGAGCAGAGGAGCCUGCGUAAGGGUGAGGGGGAGAGGGAAAAAGAGGAGAGGCAGAGAGAAAGGGAGAGAAGAAGGGAGAGAGCUAGGGGAGGAGGCACUGGCGUGGUGAGGGCGAGCAGCCUGGCAGAGGACAGAGAGAGGGAACGAGAGGGAGAGGUGGAGAUGGAAGCAGAAGAGGAGAGGUCAGGAACAUGUUCGGAGAGUUCAGAAUCAAUUGAAAGGGAAGAUUGCAAUAUGGGAAGGGCAGAAAGGUUGGAGGGGAUCAAGGAUGAAAGGGAAGAUGAGGGAACGGUAGAACAAGACUCCAGUGAGAUGGAGGAGGAGGGGAAGGAUGGGGAAGGCAGUGGUAGCUCUGCAGAGUCAGAGAGAGUGCUGCAUGGGAGAGAGCUGGGAGAGAGAGGUGGGUUAGUCAUGGGGCGAGAGGCAGAGGAAGAGCCAGAGAGUUGUCUCGCUUACCAGGAACCCCUUCAGGAAGCCAGACAGGCACUAAGAAAGAAUUCAGCUCCUUCCAGCCAGAUAGCCAACGCUCUCUUCAACCAGCCUCUCAGUCAGGAGGUGGACACAGAUUCUGGCCCCUCGUACGGGGUCGAGGACAUGGAUCUGAAUGGAAGCUACUACCAGAAAGAACCCUAUCCACUGGAAGUUGCUCGUGAGCGCUCUCUCACCAUCUCCUCCCCCUUUCGUCACUCCCCUUUCUCUUACAAGCCCAAGACCCUGGACCAAAACCAGAACGCCUCCCGUCCGAGGCCCCUCUCUCUCCUCCAGCACUCCCACUCAAACUCUCUCCCCCCUAAACUCCCCUCACUCUCCCUGUCUCUUUCUCCCACACCCCCAUCGUCCCCAUCAUGUGCCUCCCCACACUCUUCAUCCUACCUCGUCCCCCGUCCUAACACCCCAAAUUCCACCUCGCCCUCACCCUCUCUACGAACACCGUCCUCAUCUUUUAACUUUGACAUUGCCGAGCCAGCAGGCCCCCUGAAGAACCGUCCUUAUGUCCCAUUGCCUUUUAAUAUCCCGAGGGAUGAUUUGUUACCCCCCCUCGACCAGCCCAUUCCCACUAGAGACUGGGUCACCAUUGAAGGGGACUUUGUCCUGGUCCUGGCCCUUUAUCAGUCCCACCUCGGGGCUGAUCUUCAUGCUGCACCCCAGGCCAGGUUCGACGAUGGGCUGAUCCAUCUGACCUUUGUGCGGGCGGGGAUUUCCAGAGCCACUCUACUGAGACUGUUCUUUGCCAUGGAAAGAGGAACCCACCACUCCGUCAGCUCGCCGUAUGUGAGCCAUAUUACCUGCAAGGCCUUCAGGCUGCAGCCUCUGUCUACACGGGGAACGCUCACUGUGGACGGAGAACUGGUGCCCUAUGGGCCUCUUCAAGCGCAGGUUCAUCCCUCCCUGGCUCGUCUCAUCGUUGGUGACUCUGGGGUGAAGAUUACCAGAUUCUAAUCAGGGAUUGGUUGAUCUGAUUGACAGAUACAACACUCGACUGAAUGAUGUAAUCUCUGUUGUCAUCUAUACUCUGAAGGAGAGGGCAGAGUAACUGAGAGACUUAGAAUAGCCUGGAUUGCAGAAACUGCUUUUCUGAGGUUUAAUGAAAGGGAUAACCCACCGAGCCACGCAUCAUUGGAGCAUGACUGCAGGGAUUAAUAGCGAAUUUGAAAAUGGAUGAAAAAUGCGCCUCAUUGCACAGCUGUUGGAUUACGCUCAGCGUACCCUGAGAAGCAUGAAAACUGCACAGCCUGGGAUAGUAAGAGGGAAGAACAAUCGAAUGUUUAUGGAAUAUUUUUGUGCAGACAGUGCAUGUGUUGGAUGUAUACAUUGUAGUAUGCAUGCAGAGAAGCACUACCUGAAUUUUGCCUUUUAAUGAGAUGGAAAGAAAUCAGAUAAAAUUCAGAGAAAGGUGUUCUUGAACAUGAAAUGCUAUAAAAAAAAAAUACAUUGAGAUUCCAACACCCUGUUAAAAUUGUCCCUCAAAAUCUUCAACCCCACCCCAAUGUCAAAAUGUUUGAGUAUAAAAACUUCCGUCCAUGAAAAGGAAUGCCUUAUCUGACACUGGACACAGUUGUACCUUUGCCCUUACUUGCUCUUACUUGUAUAAGGAAUCCAAAUAUUCUUAAUCUCCGUCCACCUAUCAUAGUGUCCGUCCACUACAUCAAAACAACUCUACACUUAGAUAUACUGGUAGACACGUCUACCCACUCUUAUCUUUGAGCACACUACUCUCCACUGUUUUAGCAUCAGUGGAGAAAAAUGUGGAUAAAUACACACUUUAAUGACCAUUAAGUUCAUGCAAGUGUCUCAAUGUAGAGCAGCGAGAUCAAAGCUUUUAAUGACAUUAAUAGCAGCAUUGGAACCGUUGAACGGUGACCACAGCUGACAUUUUUACAUAAUCUGCCUGUUUUUCUUAGCCAGUGGAUGCACGAUGAUGAUGUCAAUGAUUUCACACUUUGCAACGUAUUGAACAUAAAAAAAAUUCUGAAUGAAGCGAGCUUCAUUGUCAGUGGUUUUAGACUGUUCAUUUUCAAGAAGUGCUUCAGAAUCACACACUAGAAUAUAUCACUAUUUCUGAGUAACCAUCGUUGUAAGUGUGGAGGACGUUACAUGCCUCUGUUUAGUAAGCAGUGCAAUUUGUUUUGCACAACUGAAGUUGAAGCAGCACAGAAAUUCACAACACUAGAAUGCUUUUAACUUUUAGAUGCAUCUACAGAGUAACAAAGAAUCUGAUACAAUGCUUUGUUCUAGAAAUGGACACACUAGUACGUAUAGCCUAGUCCAGAUACUAUAAUAAAUGGAUCACAUUUCAUUCCAAGCCUGAAAUAAAUUUAGUGUCUCAAUUCAAACACUGAAAGCUUUUAAAGCGUAGAACUGACUGAGAACUUAUAAAUCCUGCUGUGGAGACAAACACGAGCAAAACACUAAAAAUCCAGCAGCUCUGUGUUGUCACAUCAGAUUUUUAAUCAAGAGAUAAACAACUUUCACUGUGAGAAAUUAUCCAGCAGCAGAGUUGACCUGUUGAAAUAAGUGAUUCGAUUUGAACUUUAAACUAUCUUGAGAACUUUUUCCAAAUAAUGAUGAGCUCCUUAGUGAAAUCAAACAGCAAAUAUUGGAGCCCAAAGUAAGAAUUGUCAUGUUUUAUAACUUAAUUUCUGAAAUGUUAUAAUAAAACCUGCUGAUGUAUUUGGUCAAAGGAUAAAUCAUUAGCAUGUGCAGUUCAUCAAUCAGUAAGAUCAUGUGCCGACUGCUUGGGUCAUCAUCAACAUACUGUAUGUCUUGGUCAUGCCUGGACAAAUCAAUGCCUUUGUAUAAUAAGCCUGUAAAUUCUGGCUGUUGAUCAUGAACUGUUUAAACCUGACUGCAGAAAAAUGGAGUAAAACUCUUUGCUCACCAGGUCUUUUAUUUUCCUUCUUUUGAUUUUAUUUUUUACCUUUGAGCGCACAAUGCAGCUAGUCUACCACAUCUACACUGUGCUUACAGAAUGUGAAUACAACAUUUUGAAUCUAGGCUUGUAACAGUACCAAAUAGAAAGAUCUGUAUACACUUUGAAUGGAGUUUUUUGCCAAAAUGUUUACGCUCAAUGUUUAAGAGACUAGUUUACUUUCCUAAACAUUUUGUCAUCUAUGGCCACAGCUUGGAACUUGGUGUUAUAGACCAAUUUGAUAUGACAAUGACGGGGUAUAACCCCUCAAUUGAUAAUGCCAUUAAGAUUUCUGUAGUGGACUGCCUGUAAUGAAAUUGUAAUUAUUACUAAAAUCAUAUGAAUAUAUGAAAUAUAUACAUACACAAUGUACAGUUAAUAGUUCUACAUGGUUUUGAAUAAAUGUAACUUGAUAAGUUUG
This is a messenger RNA of Centropristis striata (black sea bass), 6279 nucleotides long. RefSeq names its product sphingosine kinase 2 (gene sphk2). Gene Ontology annotation, biological process: positive regulation of apoptotic process; sphinganine-1-phosphate biosynthetic process; sphingosine biosynthetic process. Bases 1193 to 3889 code for a protein of 898 amino acids. NCBI's taxonomy places the organism in Eukaryota, Metazoa, Chordata, Actinopteri, Perciformes, Serranidae. The record is from RefSeq and is a predicted model, not a curated record. Gene Ontology annotation, cellular component: membrane; intracellular membrane-bounded organelle; cytoplasm. The transcript is spliced from 8 exons.